Messenger RNA from Seminavis robusta, 2367 nucleotides. The record is from the annotation of a GenBank genome assembly. NCBI's taxonomy places the organism in Eukaryota, Bacillariophyta, Bacillariophyceae, Naviculales, Naviculaceae.
AUGCCUCUCUUCUCUGCUCGCAUCGUCAAUGAAGCGCUUCGUAACCGUGGCCGUGCCCAUGGCGACGAACGUGUUUCGAAGGCGUUCCCGACGGACCCAUCGGUGGCUCGCAAGCUUGCUUCGACCUUCGGUCGCUCGACCAACUCUACGGUUCAUCAUGCUACUUUGACAAACCCUGCCAUGGUGACCCAGUUUGCUACGAUUGUCAAUCGUGAGCUCCAGGUCCUCACCAAUCCCUUGAUCGUUACCGAUGACUUGGAUCCCCAGUCGGUCCAGGUUCGUGCUUCCUUGUCGGACUUGUUGAAUGAGUGCAUCCCUGUUUCAGUCCCUUAUGAGUACUUUUCUGGGUUCUUUACGACGGUGGUCCCUGCGUCCAUGUGUAAUGCCUUGGACCUUCCUCGUACUUCCCAGCCCCCUGACGAAAUCACUGGCCCUGCCAACGAUGAUGAUGAGGAUGGUGAGCAGCCUUCCUACCAGCGCAUUGGCUAUGGCUCCAUUGUCAAUGACGAUGAAAUGUCGGUCUUUGUUGCUCCUCCUGUCCUUUGCCCUUUGCCCCCUGGUGUUACGAUUCCUACCAAUCAUAACAUCAACGAGCCACUCGAUGAACCCGUUGACUACCCUGCUUUUAAUACCUGGCUCAAAGGACAAUGUUUCUACCUUAACCAUAACGAUGGAUGGUCCGUUACUCUUGGUGGCGACCUCUUCGAGCUGGAUGCUAUUGAUGAUGCCCCUGACUUCGAAAACUUAUCCCUUAUCCCGGUCAUCGAGAACCUUGUUAAUCUGGCUUCUCCAGGUACUGAUACGUAUCGUUCUACUCGGGCCCAUUAUGAAGACUUCAAAAACAAUGACUGGCAGGUCCUUGGAGCUCGCCUUGAUGCUGAAGCCCCGCCUUCUUUGAUUCCUGAACAUCGGGAUGACUUCCCGACUGUUCGUUUCCAGUCUUCUCCUCCUGUGGCACCACCACAGUCUGAUACUGUGUCCCCUUCCAUGGAACGGCUCCUCCAACGUUUAACCCAGCCUACAGUGUCCCUCAAAGACCAGGAGCUCAAUGAUCUCUGUGGCGACAACUUGGCUCGAUACCAAAUCAUGUUUGGCCAUCGCACUGUUCCUACUGACGAUGUUCCAUCUAAGUUUGUUCCUGCUACGUUUACUCCUACUGGUAACAACCUUCUUGGUAAACCACGUGGUGAAGCUGCGGCUAUUCGACUCUUCCAGUCUGCCAUCACGUCCACGAUGGAAGAAGCUGGAUCCUCCCCCCAGUAUGUGGAUAUGUGUGCUACAUUUGACCCGGUCCAAGCCAAUGCUGCAUUCAUUGGGUGCCUUCGUGGCUUUCAGUUUGCUACCAAUGAUCUACCCAAGACACUCCAAAACAACUUGUCCAUUUUGGCCUUCCUUAGUCCGGUUACUACCAGCAUGGCAUACCAAACUCUUAUGGAUGAAAAUAAUGUUCCUUUCCAAGCCUACACUAUGGAUGCUACCAUGCACCGUGGCAACCCAGCUUCCACUUCCAGCAAGUUGAAUACUACCGGCAAAGUAUCUACCCUUCUUGGUGAUGUCAUCCCGGCUUUUUGCAACUUUCGUCGCAUCUUUCUCAAACUUAUUGCGAACUAUGGCAAGUCUUUGUUGGCUCAUCACUUGUCGGAAUUCUGUUCUAUCCUUUUUUCCAUCGAGGGACGUCGAUGGCUCAACAAGUUUUCUACCAACCGUGAAGCUAUGGUCAAUCUUCUUAUGCAAGGCAAUUGUAUUGUUGCAGUCCAUGCCCGUACGGCCAAUACAUUGGAAUACGUUGAUGCCCUUCAAUCAGAGCAGACUUUGAGUCCGCAUAUCUAUGAUUUGGCUGUUACUUGUUCAACAGGCAUCAUUGCUCAUCUCCAGGCGGCUGUAACCCGUGGAGAGCUCUUGGAAUACCGCCAUUGCCAUUCCAACUUUCCUUUGGUUUUCCCUGGACCUACCACAACUCCACGAGACCCUGUCGACUCGCGCUCGUCUGCCAACAAGCGCCCCCGUCAUGAACCUCAUACACCAUCGCAGUCACGAGCUGUUCCCCCUACUCCUACCUCUAGCACCCCUCGAGGGCCUCAGCAGCGAGCUCCUGGCAUGCUGAUCCAUAAUGGCACUGGUCGUGCCCCAGCUUGCCCUGUGCGUUUCAAAGCUAAGCCUGAUUCUACUUCUGAAGAACGUCCUUGCACCUUCUUCUUGUUCGACGGUUUAACCUGUCGCUUUGGGUCCAAUUGUAACAAGCCCCAUGUGGCAAACUUUGAUAAAGUUCCUCGGGACAAACAGCCAGCUUUCAAAGCUUGGGUAGACAAUGAACCGAGCAUUUGUUUUGCUACCAACAAAGGCCCUUCUGGUAGGCAACCAAAUUAA